This is a messenger RNA of Spinacia oleracea (spinach), 1972 nucleotides long. RefSeq names its product E3 ubiquitin-protein ligase WAVH1. Bases 105 to 1724 code for a protein of 539 amino acids. The transcript is spliced from 4 exons. Lineage: Eukaryota; Viridiplantae; Streptophyta; Magnoliopsida; Caryophyllales; Amaranthaceae. The record is from RefSeq and is a predicted model, not a curated record.
GAGGUUUGAAGGGUUAAAUUGCAAAAGAUACAACAUAAAAGUGAGAUAGAGUGCAUAAUAUUAAUAUUAUUAGAGUAAUACAUUUAUCUUGAAAGUUGAGAAAAAUGGUGCAGAAGUACAAUGAUGAUGAGGAGAUUCAACGACCUCAAUCUCUAUCAGGGGCGAACUCUGGUGCUUUCGAAGCUGACGGUACAACGGCAAUGUACUACAACAAAAGAGAUGCAUCGCUGAAGAGUGAGAAGUUCACGGUGUUGUUGGAACUAACGGGAACAGAAGGUGAUGAAAGUGAUGAGAGACCAGGGUUGGACAUUGUGAUAGUGCUUGAUGUUAGUGGUAGUAUGAGAGGAAAGAAUUUAGAACAAUUGAAAAUAGCAAGCAAAUUCUUAAUUAAAAAACUUAGUGCAGUUGAUCGUCUUUCUGUUGUCAUAUUCUCUAGCCAUGCUCAAAGGUUGUGCCCAUUGAGCUUAAUGAAUCAAGAUGCUCAAUCCCACGUAGAGGGCCUUAUUCAUGAACUUAAGGCUGGCGGUGGUACUAACAUCACCGCUGGUCUCGAGGAGGCUAUCAAAGUGCUUAAUGAUCGGAGAUUUACCGACGGACGUGAGGUUGCCAUCAUGUUUAUGUCUGAUGGUAACCCUUCUAAAGGCUAUGAUGGCAGCAAAGUUACAUUCGGUGAUGUGCCUGUACACACCUUUGGUUUGGGACAAGACUACCACCCUCAGGUGCUAACGGACAUUGCAGCGAGAAGCAACGGAGGAACAUUUAAUACUUCAGAUGUGGACAACCCGAAAACGAGCAACUUGAGCAUUGCAUUUGCCCAAUGUUUAGCUGGUCUACUUAGUGUGGUGGUUAAAGAUUUAACUUUGAUAAUCACAAAACAAAAAUCAACAAUACAGAAGGUGUCUGUUGGUAAUUAUCCACAGACAAGAGAUGAUACUGAAGGCACUGCAACUGUUUCAUUUGGCAAUCUCUAUAGUAGAGAGACCCGUAAUGUGCUGGUGAAUCUUGUUCUUGAUGAGGUCAAAUCUCCCAAGGGAACUGAUAUUCUGGAAUUCACAUACACUUACAAAAGAGUUAUUGGUGACAGAGAGUAUGAUGUUGCUCCGGUGACGAUUACUGUAAGUCGUACUGAAACACCUUCAGGACAGGAGAUUCCAGAAGUGCUAAACGAGAUAGCACGUCAAGACACAGCAGAGAAGAUGAAAGAUGCAAGGAAAUUGGCUGACAGAAAGCUGUUUGAUGAUGCUAAGGGUAAGCUUAAUGAAGCCAGGCAAGACCUUGAACGUAAGGAGCUAAACCAAUCAGACCCAUUGAUUAAAGGACUGUUAGCUGAAGUGAAACAGUUGACAGAGUUAAUGGCAACACCAGAGAUUUACGAGAAGCUAGGACGUGCUUUUGCUUUUGCAUCUGAGCUUUCACACGCACUGCAGCGUGCCUCGGCUAGAGGUGAUGUCAGUGAGCUAAGAUUGUUUGCGACUAAGGCUAUGGACCAGUUACUUUCUCAAGUUAAAAACUAUGAAAAGAAUCCUAAUAUGCCAGUGCCAACAACUGCUGAUGAUAAGAAGACCCGAAUUGCAGAAGAGAAAGCCAAUCCUACAAUCAAGAAGCCAGCUCCUAAACCUAAGGAGACUACUGUUGCGGAUAUUGCUCAAGUUCUAAGCACUCAUCUUGCGGAUGCUAUUAAGUCACUUACUGCAAUCAAGGAACUCAUCGAUAAAAGUCAUUAAUUAAUGACCCAAAAUCAGUGGACUAAGUGACAUAUAUUAAUUAAUUUCCUAAAUAAAAGUAGCAUCUUAGGACUACUUAUAAGAUACAACAAGUAUUAGUAUUAGUAUUAGUAUUAGUAUUAGUAUUAGUAUGCAUUUCCUGUUUUUCGUUUUAUGUUGUUUAAUUAUCUAUCUGUAAGCCUGUUUUAAUUACUAGUUUGUUAUUUGAUUUGAAUAUUAUGAAAAUGCAGAACACUUUCUCUGCAAAA